Molecule: messenger RNA, 1176 nt
Organism: Aplysia californica (California sea hare)
Lineage: Eukaryota; Metazoa; Mollusca; Gastropoda; Aplysiida; Aplysiidae
Product: neuromedin-U receptor 1-like
Exons: 1
Coding region: 1-1176 (391 amino acids)
Biological process (GO): G protein-coupled receptor signaling pathway
Cellular component (GO): plasma membrane
Molecular function (GO): G protein-coupled receptor activity
Source: RefSeq, a predicted model, not a curated record
AUGGAAGAUUCCGUAUUCAACAACACAAGUGUGGCCGCGAAAUCGCCAAGAUUUGAAAAGUUGCCAGGGUUACUGAGCAGCCAUGAUUAUGACGUUGUACGCAUAGUGCUCCUGUGCGUCAUCGACCCUCUUCUCCUUUUGUUCGGAAUUACGUCAAACGCCAUCGACAUGCACGUGUUCUGUAAGAUGGGUGCGAGGGACACGGUUACUGUCUCCUUUCUAGCUCUCGCCAUCUCCGAUCUGGCCUAUCUGAUCAUCGGGGUGCCCGAGACAGUUUGUUUCCUCCCGUCACACUUUUUCUCCAAGUCUUUUCAUGACACCAUCGACAUGUCUAGUCUUGGCAUAUUUAUCUCAAGAUGGAAACAGAUUUUCUACAACUUCUCAAUCUUCACCCCCACAUUUGUGUCUGUAACACGCUGCUUUUGUGUGACGUUUCCGUUACAAUUUGGAGAAAUGUUCACAAGAUUUAGAACAAUCGUUGUUCUGUCGGUUGCUUUCGUAGCUUUCGUAGUUUUAUACAUUCCGAUUUUGUCUUUCCAUGGAAUGAAAAAUCAUUACGAUCCGAGGAGAAAUCUUACUCGUUUAUGGAUCUACUUCGCCCCGGAAUAUGCCGUGUUGCAGCCAAUACACGCCAUGCUCUUCAGGAACGUGUUUGUCAACAUUUGCUUCAUGGCUUGUUGCAUCUCUACUGUAAUUCUCAUUAUCAACCUCAAGUCGGCCGCUCGAACACGACGCGAAAUCACAGGCUGGAAGCAGACAGACGCUGAACCGUCAACAAAGAUAACAACCCAAACGGCAAAGACAGCUGGUACUCAUACUGAAAACUCCACCAACGAGGACGGCCAGACGAAGUGUUCAGGCUCGAGACUUGCAGCAAAGACUUUUUCCUCAAGAGAUACACAAGUGAUCAAGUCUGUAAUAUUCGUCACUCUGAUGUUCAUCUGUACCCACAUUCCAGUGGUCGUCUUCUCAGAACUCAUCAAGCUGUUUGAACCAGAGUUUCGUUACCUCGGCCGCUACUCGAACUCCCUCCUGUCGUCCGCUAUGCUAGCUCGAUCAGGGAUCUUCCUAAGCAGCGCCUGCAAUAUCCUAAUUUAUUUCAAUUUUAAUACGAAAUUCAGAGAAACGUUGAAAGCAUUGUACUGUGGCCCUGGGAGAGAUUAUGACAAACAGUAA